This is a messenger RNA of Truncatella angustata, 1821 nucleotides long. RefSeq names its product kinase-like domain-containing protein. The transcript is spliced from 3 exons. NCBI's taxonomy places the organism in Eukaryota, Fungi, Ascomycota, Sordariomycetes, Amphisphaeriales, Sporocadaceae. Gene Ontology annotation, cellular component: nucleus; cytoplasm; plasma membrane. The coding region runs from base 1 to 1821 and encodes 606 amino acids. The record is from RefSeq and is a predicted model, not a curated record. Gene Ontology annotation, molecular function: ATP binding; protein serine/threonine kinase activity. Gene Ontology annotation, biological process: protein phosphorylation.
AUGCCUUCCGCGGAGUCGCCAAGAGGCAACUUCAACCAGAAGUUGAGGAAUUUCUUCAAGAUUAACAAUGACGCCAAAUCAGCGCACACCUCUGACAAGGGCAAGGACGGCGGCGCACUCAAGAACAAUGACAGUAAGAGCAAGGGAAACAGGAAUACAAAGUUCUUUGCAACCGUCGGACGUCUUAGGUCGACAACAACCGCCAGUGAAGGCCAUCCUCUCGAUGAGGCCAUGAGCCCGACGUCUCAUGCCAAUCCUUACUUCGCACUCCAGGGCCAGCCGUCGCUUCAACACCACAACGAUGCGUCGAUACCACCGAGUCCUCCGGACACGCCCGCCCUGAAAAUUUCUGGACCUGAUGGCGGCAAAGCUCAUGCUGCCAGCGGUACGAAGGAGGAGUUGGCCAGGAAACUCCGCCGGGUUGCAAGUGCUCCUAAUGCUCACGGGCUUUUCUCCAAGUCGAAGGGCAGUGGCGAAAGACCCCAGACGGCUGAGCUUGGAAAGGAGCCACUGGUACAAAGCGCGGAUGCGGUAAGUCUAGUAGACAAGACCACCGACAACGGGAGUCUCGCUGUGCCAGAUAAGGAUGGGCUUGGCGCUCUGCCUUCCCCAGGGAGGAGUCCGCUGGCUUUCCGCAGAACCUACAGCUCCAAUUCCAUCAAGGUCAGCACCGUCGAGGUCGGCCCUUCCAGCUUUGACAAGAUCAAGCUUAUUGGGAAGGGAGAUGUGGGCAAAGUCUACCUUGUGAGGGAAAAGAAGAGCUCGCGGCUCUACGCCAUGAAAGUGCUGAGCAAGAAGGAGAUGAUCAAGCGCAAUAAGAUCAAGAGAGCUCUUGCCGAGCAGGAAAUUCUGGCCACCAGCAACCACCCGUUCAUUGUCACGUUGUAUCACUCGUUUCAGUCUGAAGAUUAUCUUUACCUAUGUAUGGAAUAUUGCAGCGGUGGAGAAUUCUUCAGGGCUUUACAGACGCGUCCUGGAAAAUGUGUUCCCGAGGACGAUGCACGUUUCUACGCAGCCGAGGUCACCGCGGCGCUCGAGUAUCUACACUUGAUGGGCUUUAUCUACCGAGAUUUAAAGCCUGAGAACAUUCUCCUUCACCAGUCUGGGCACAUCAUGUUAUCGGACUUCGACCUGUCAAAACAGUCGGAGCCUGGUGGCAAGCCGCUUAUGAUCAUGGGAGGAAAGGGUAGCAACAACUCUCUGCCCGCGAUUGAUACAAAAUCAUGCAUCAACAAUUUCCGAACCAAUUCAUUCGUCGGCACGGAAGAGUACAUCGCGCCCGAAGUCAUCAAGGGCAGCGGCCACACGAGCGCUGUCGACUGGUGGACACUUGGCAUCCUCAUUUACGAAAUGCUCUACGGCACCACUCCGUUUAAGGGUAAGAACCGCAACGCAACGUUUGCAAAUAUUCUCCGGGAGGAAAUCCCAUUCCCAGAGCAUACUGGGUCUCCUCAGAUCUCAAAUUUGUGUAAAUCUGUAAUCCGGAAGCUUCUUAUCAAAGAUGAGACGCGACGGUUGGGAUCUCGUGGAGGUGCUUCUGAUAUUAAGGGGCAUCCGUUCUUUCGUACGACGCAGUGGGCAUUGAUUCGUCACAUGCAACCACCAAUCGUCCCUCACAUUAGCAAAGACAACGAAACUGUCAACUUUAGGAAUGUCAAGGAGAGUUACAGCGUCGAUAUUAGCGGGACCAAGCCUCAAAAUCUCAAAGGUGUUCCUUUGGACAGUGGCUUGGCCACGCCCGGCACCGAACUGGUGGAUCCCUUCGAGGAAUUCAACAGUGUAACAUUACACCACGAUGGAGACGACCACAAUCACGGAUGA